Messenger RNA from Tachysurus vachellii, 3519 nucleotides. It is a transcript of the gene crot, whose product is annotated as carnitine O-octanoyltransferase. Gene Ontology annotation, molecular function: carnitine O-octanoyltransferase activity. NCBI's taxonomy places the organism in Eukaryota, Metazoa, Chordata, Actinopteri, Siluriformes, Bagridae. The transcript has 17 exons. Bases 206 to 2044 code for a protein of 612 amino acids. Gene Ontology annotation, cellular component: peroxisome. The record is from RefSeq and is a predicted model, not a curated record.
UUUUCUCUGAGCCGUUUACAAACUAACUGGGUGAAAGGUUACGGGAUCAGAUCCCAGUUCAGUCAAAUCAAAUAUAGAUGCAGUCAGUAACACUGCACUUAGUCCACCCUGUAAUAACAAUAACAUCUCUGGGAGUCAUCAGCAGCUAUUUACGCCUUUCUUCUUGAUUCCUUACGCCUUCCUGACUUCUCUAGGUGUCAUAAUAAUGGAAAAUCAGGUGUUCGAAUCUGUGGCAGAGAGAACGUUCCAGUAUCAGUCCACGCUACCACCGCUGCCCGUACCGUCCCUGGAGGAAAGUCUCGACAAAUACCUGGACGCAGUGAAGCCAUUUGCUUCCAAGCUUGAGUUUCGCAACACAGCAGCCAUCGUGAAGCGCUUUGUCGAGGGAAUCGGGCAGCAUCUUCACCAACGACUCUUACAGCGAGCCAAGAGCCGGCGCAACUGGCUGGAGGAAUGGUGGCUGGACACGGCGUAUUUGGAGGUUCGAGUGCCGUCUCAGCUCUUUGUGAAUUUCGGAGGUCCGGGGCCGUACCUGGAGCACUGCUGGCCACCGUGUGAGGGGACGCAGUUGGAGAGGACAAGUUUUGCGACAUGGCUCACGCUUCAGUACUGGGACCUCAUCCGCACGGAGAAGUUGGCCGUCCAUAAAGCACGGGACAUGCCAUUUGACAUGGAUCAGUUACGCAUGCUCUUCUGUACCUGCAAAGUACCUGGAAUUAACAAGGACACCAUUCUUAACUACUUCAAGACAGAAAGCGAAGGCCCGUGUCCCUCUCACCUCAUAGUGAUGUGUCGUGGGAGAUUCUUCACCUUUGAUGCUCUCUGUGAUGGACGUCUCCUCACUCCUCCUGAAAUACUGAGGCAGCUGACCUACAUUAAAGAGAGCUGUGAUGGGGUGGUAUGGGGUGACGGAGUGGCUGCUUUGACCAGUGAAGAGAGGACGAAAUGGGCUAAGGCACGAGAGCAUCUGAUCUCACUCGAUCCUGUCAAUAAGACCAUACUGGAGACCAUCCAGAGCUCGCUGUUUGUUAUCUCGCUGGACGACGCCAAGCCAUAUUCGACCCCUGACAAUUACAGCUCGAUGACCCUGUUGGCUCUGACGGGAGACCCCACUAUCCGCUGGGGUGAUAAAUCCUACAACUUUAUCGGCUUCGCCGAUGGCACCUUCGGCUCAAACUGUGAUCAUGCACCCUAUGAUGCCAUGGUCUUGGUGUCUCUGUGUCACUAUAUAGACCAAAAAGUGAAGGCCUUCGGUGGAAAAUGGAAGGGUUCAGAAAUGGUUCGAGACCUUCCUGAUCCAGAAGAGCUUGUGUUCACUGUAGAUGAAAAAGCCAGAACUGACAUUAAACAGGCUAAAGAGCAGUACAGCAAAAGUACUCAGGAUCUGCAGGUCGUCGCUUAUGCCUUCACCUCUUUUGGGAAGGCCGCGAUCAAGACGAAGAAACUUCACCCGGAUACGUUUGUACAGCUGGCCAUGCAGUUAGCGUACUACAGGCAACAUGGAAAACCCGGGAGUUGUUACGAGACCGCCACCACACGCCGUUUCUAUCACGGCCGCACCGAGACUAUGAGGCCGUGCACGGUAGAAGCCCUAAACUGGUGCAAAGUCAUGCUGAAUCCGUUGGCGACUACUGAAGAGAAAAGAAAGGCACUGCUUCAUGCUUUCAAGAAACACGACAGGCUGAUGGAUGAGGCUCAGAAAGGAAAAGGCUUUGACCGACAUCUUUUGGGCCUGUACUUAAUCGCCAAGGAGGAAGGACUUCCUGUUCCUGAGCUUUACUCAGAUCCUCUCUACAUUAAAAGCGGCGGAGGAGGAAAUUUCGUCCUUUCCUCCAGCCUUGUCGGCUACACGUCUGUCCUGGGUGCCGUCGCUCCCAUGGUGCACCACGGCUAUGGCUUUUUUUACCGUAUCCGUGAUGACAGGAUUGUUGCUGCCUGUACAGCCUGGAAAUCCUGCCCAGAGACAGACGCUGAGACGUUCUUUCAGAACUUGUGCACGUCCUUCCAUGAUAUCAUGCGGGUCUCGACCUUGUCCCACCUGUAGUACGAAGCUGUCUGAGAAAUCCUUUUAUUAGGUUUGAACUUUAUGUAGCUAGGCUAGUACUGAUAAAGUGCCUUUAGGUGAAUUAUACCUCAGGCUUCCACACGAUACCAUAUGAUUCAGAUUCAUACGCGAACAAUUCCGUAUCUGAUUCUGUGAUAUGAUUCAGUUCAUUAGCCUUUCAUCGAUAUGCGACCAAUUCGCAAAAAUAAAUGACGUAGGAUACAUAUAACAUGAGUUUCUACAUCAGUUUAUAAACCUCAGUCCAAAUCAUCAAGGAAUUAAAAACAAUGUAAAAGGUAAAAUAUGAUUUUUGACCAAAGGCACUUGUAAUAUUUUUCCUUAUUUUGGUCCUUUAGUUUUUUUUUGAAGAACACCUCGAUCUCUCGAUGCUUUGAUAAAUCUCUGCGUAUGUUACAGAUCAGGAUGAUUUGUAGUUCUCUUACUGGAGUAAUGCAGAGAGCAUUUAGUAAAUGCACAGAAGCUGUUCUGAGUAAAAUUACGACUAGUUCUGUGUUGAAAUGACUUAGAAUUCAGUGUCACUGUAAUUUAAACACUUCACUAAAUGAAUUCAGCAGAACAAAAUGAAAAUUAACCGCUAGCACGACCACAUGCCUCUUUAUAUCCCGUAUUCUUUAUCCUUUGGUUUAAAAAAAAACUAAAUAAAAGCUCUCUCUCUUUCUGUCUCUCUCUCUCCUCUCCACCUCUCUUUUUUUCCUCUCCGUCUCUCACUUUCUCUUCCUCUCUCUUUUCUAUCCCUCUCUCAAACUAUUUUCCUCUCCCUCUCUCUCUAUUUUCUCUCUCACCCUCUCUUUCUCUCACUAUUUUCUCUCUCACCCUCUCUCCCUCUGCUCCAUAAUGAAACCCAGCACUUCAGUGUUCAGCUCAUUACUUGGCGUUACGUUACAGGUUUAUACUUUAUCCACAGCUGCUUUAGAGAAGGUGGUGGUGAUUACACAGAAAAUGCAAGCCAACACCGUUAUACUCUAUAACGAAUGUAUAUAACAUGCUAAAGAUCAAUGCAAAUGAACAGAAGCAAUGCAGUCAUUCAUUUCUGUAAUUAUUAUUAUUAUUAUUAUUGCUCAUUAUAAUUUUAAUCACAAGUGAAAUACUUUUCAUUCUGUAUUUUUGUUCGAGUAAAUUGUUUGUUCUGUUAUUUCUGUAUUACAAUUAUUAACCUCUCGAAGCUAAAAAGAUGUCUCAGCUUAGAUUUCACCCCCCUCUAUGAGAAGCUGUCAUAGGAUAGAAGUCGGCAGGUGACCAAAAUAUCACACAGGCACUUACUACAUGGAUACUAAUAUUUUUUUAAAUGCACAUUUUUUCUAAACGUAGUCAUUCUCAAAGCUCUAUACUUGAUUGUAUGCACUGAAAUAAAAUCAUAAUACUGUGUCAGACUGGACUUCUGUAAGCCAUUAAUGCUUCCUGUAUGAUUUUACUGAUUGUAGAUAUAAAAGACUGAAAAUAAAACUGUAAAUUAA